Messenger RNA from Marasmius oreades (fairy-ring Marasmius), 1509 nucleotides. RefSeq lists its product as uncharacterized. The transcript has 12 exons. NCBI's taxonomy places the organism in Eukaryota, Fungi, Basidiomycota, Agaricomycetes, Agaricales, Marasmiaceae. Gene Ontology annotation, molecular function: oxidoreductase activity, acting on paired donors, with incorporation or reduction of molecular oxygen; monooxygenase activity; heme binding. Bases 1 to 1509 code for a protein of 502 amino acids. The record is from RefSeq and is a predicted model, not a curated record.
AUGUUUACAGCCAUUCCAUUUUGUCCCCUUGUAGCCGUGUCUCUGGUCAUUAUCUUCGUGUUUAACUCCCAUCACAGGAACCGAAGAAAGACACAUUACCCUCCAGGACCCAAGCCCCGACUUCUCGUGGGAAACUUCUUCGAUUUCCCCAAAACUGAACCAUGGAAAGUGUAUCACGGUUGGGGGAAAGUUUAUGGCGAAAUGAUACAUCUUAAAGUCCUUGGACAACAUAUAAUAAUCAUCAAUUCUCAGAAGCUUGCUGAUGCGAUGUUCGAAAAACGUUCUCGAAUCUAUUCAGAUCGCCCUCUUUUCCCUAUGCUAGACUUGAUGGGUUGGUCAAAAAUGAACACUGCUAUGUUGCGAUACGGUCCAAAUUGGCGGAUGCAUAGAAGAAUAUAUCAACAGGGAUUCCGGGCUAAUGUUGUUCCAGACUAUCAGUCUAUCCUUUCACCAAAAGUUGGCCAACUCCUGUCAAACUUGCAUCAAAGUCCCGAUCUGUUUUCGACCCACAUAAGGGGUUAUGCCACAGCUGCUAUUCUCGCAGUAGUAUACGGCUACGAAACCUCAUCAUCCAACGAUACCCUCGCCCAGAUUACAGAAGAGGCGACCAGGACAAGUUCGGACGCGACACAUGCUUCGGCGGCUGUGGUGAACCUGUUACCAUUCCUCCGCCAUCUUCCCCUCGAGUUUCCGAUAUUUGAGUUCCAACGGAUUGCACUAAGAACACGAAAAUUACUGAAAGAAAUGCGGAGAUUACCUUACGAAUACGUCAAGAACAACACGGAAACCAGCAGUGGGAAGUUUUCUUUGCUCGGAGAUCUUCUAGAAAAUCACACCGCCAAUGGCGGAGACAAAUACCAAGAGGACGUGAUAAUAGAUACCCUCACUACAGCUUACGCUGCCGGCCAAGAAACAACCGUUUCUCUACUCACGGCAUCUCUCCUAGCUAUGGCUCUUCAUCCGGAAGCACAGAAACGGGCACAACGUGAGCUCGAUACUGUCGUAGGAAAAGAUCGGCUUCCGUCCUUUACUACGGAUCGUUCAAAUUUGCCAUACGUUGAGGCCGUCUUACGCGAGACACUUCGUUGGUCACCGAGUGUUCCGCUCGGAGUUCCUCACGCGGCUUUCUUGGACGAUACGAUAGAUGGUUAUUUCAUUCCAAAAGGUACUCUUGUCCUUGGUAAUACCUGGGCCAUGACUCGGGAUGAGUCUGUCUACCCAGAACCAGAGUCUUUCAUUCCGGAAAGAUUUCUGAGUGGAGAUGGAACACUCAAUGAGGAUGAAAUGCUACUCUCGUUCGGCUUUGGGAGAAGGAUUUGUCCAGGUCGAUACUUCGCAAUCUUGACAGUUUGGACAGCAAUGGCCUCGAUUUUGUCACAGUUCGAAAUUGGACAACCUGAGGAUGAGGCGGGAAUGCCAAUCAAAAGUCUGGCUGAUGUCAAAUAUUCUGAUGGUAUAAUCAGUCUUCCCGAACAUUUCCGAUGCAUGAUAAAACCGCGGAGGGAGUGA